Nicotiana tabacum (common tobacco) is the source of this 1345-nucleotide messenger RNA. RefSeq names its product outer envelope pore protein 37, chloroplastic. Lineage: Eukaryota; Viridiplantae; Streptophyta; Magnoliopsida; Solanales; Solanaceae. The record is from RefSeq and is a predicted model, not a curated record. Gene Ontology annotation, molecular function: monoatomic ion channel activity. Gene Ontology annotation, biological process: monoatomic cation transport. Gene Ontology annotation, cellular component: chloroplast outer membrane.
GCCUCCCCCAUACAAAAGAAUAUCUAUAAUAUAUAUAACCACACUACUAUACAUUUACACGAAUUUUAUACACAAAAUCUCAUUUUCUAAUGGCAGAAUCCGAAUUGGAAUUGAAGUCUCCACCAAACCCUAACUCCUUAAUUGUAUCAGCACCGCCCUCAACUCCACCGGAAUCACCGCCGUCGACUGCCGGCAGCAGACCGAUAUGGCUCCGGCAACGGCCAAAGAUAAGAGUAACGACUGAAUUUGACAGCGACAGCUCUGUAUUCUUCCACAGGAUUUCAUGCAAAGUGCUUGAUAGUUUUGCGAAAUUGAAGUUAUCGUUUCAGAAUAACGGUAAGGGAGAAAUAUCGGACCCGCAAUUGGCGUUAUCUACGAAGUAUUUGUCACUUCAGUAUGACAUUGAAGACAAAAAUGCUCUUGUUAACGCUUCAUUUAGUAUGGCUCCUGGUUUGCAGUUUAAAGCUGCUCAUGCUGUAAAGGCACAACAAGGAGAACUGGCAAUGGUAGCUGAUCUGGCGGGUCCAGCCUACAAGUUUGAGUUGUCAUCUGCUUAUCCAUCAAUUGGCAUGCCAAGAGCAACCCUCAAAUUUCCUCUGGGUGAAGUUUCACUACAGGAAAAAGAAGAGGAGGAAGAGGAGGAGCAAGCAAAGAGAAUACUGUCAGUGAAUGGCAUCCUCAAAGGCAACAUCCUGAAUGGAGUUUGUACUGCAAAAUAUAAGGAUGAAAGUUUGGAUCUGACAUACUGCUAUAAGGAUGAGCAAAUGGCAUUUAUUCCCAGCAUUUCAUUGCCUUCAAAUGCAAUGUCAUUUGCCUUCAAGCGUCGAUUUGGUCCUUCGGACAAGUUGAGCUACUGGUAUAAUUUGGACACGAACUACUGGAGCACAGUUUAUAAACACAAUAUUGGAAAAGACUUCAAGUUUAAAGCUGGUUAUGAUUCAGAAGUGCGACUUGGUUGGGCAUCUCUAUGGGCUGGCGAGGAAGCUGGAAAAGCGAAGACAGCUCCGAUGAAGAUGAAAGUUCAAUUUAUGCUUCAAGUACCUCAAGAUGACAUUACAUCUUCAUCUUUGAUGUUCCGUGUGAAGAAGAGGUGGGAUAUAUAAGACUCCUAUCUUACCUUGCUGUAAUGAGAUAGUAAUUGUUUACAAUGGAAAUAUGGAUGUUUCUUUAGCUGUCACAAAUUCUGAACCUUUCCUACCAAAUUCAUCCUUGUUACUUUCAUAUGCUAGCAAGUCUUCUUGUUCGCUUUUUACAAAGCAUGUAAAGCUUGAAAAUAUCUCAUGUUGCACUCAAUAAGCCCCCAUCUUUCAGCUGAAUGAGAAAUGUCAUGCUAAUUUUCCUGCCA